AAGUCACCAAAGUGGAGCUUGCUGCACGGGCAAUGACCAAGAUGCUGGUUGAAGAACUGCGCGACAUGGACAACAAAAUGCAGCAACAGGAGGAUGCCCGCCAACUCCGUUUUAUAGAGGCAGAAAGAGAGCUGCAGCAAUCCAUCAUAACGCAGAUAAUGGGACACCAAGAAUGCAUCUUGUGCGACUACCAAUACCGGGAUCAGCUGAAGCACUCGGGGGAUCCAGAUUAUGCAAGACAGGAUUUCUUGAGGAUGUUUAUCACGCUAGUGUGUACAGUAGCGUACGUGAAGGGCAGCCUCUCUUAAAUGUAAUGUUUACGGAUUGCGGUGCACAAAGACGGAUACAGUAUGAAACCAGUAACCCUACAGAUUUUCGGAUCGACCAUGAUGGAGUUAUAUUUGCCGCAAGAACUUUUGACAUUUCACCUGAACAGACAGAAUUGUUGGUCUACGCCCAAGAUGAGGAAAACAAGCAACUUUGGCACGUCACUGUGGAAAUCACAAUAAGACCACAACAUGCAAAAGAUCCGCUACCGGGCUAUUUCGAUGUCAGAGAAAUUAAAUUUCCUCCACAACGUAAGCACAAUGGCUAUCUGCAGAGACAGAAAAGGGACUGGGUUAUCCCACCAAUUAAUGUACCGGAAAACUCAAGAUCUUUUCCUCAGGAAUUAGUACGAAUCAGGUCUGAUCGUGAUAAAAGCUUGUCUCUACGAUACAGCAUGACAGGUCCAGGAGCUGACCAGCCUCCAAUUGGUGUAUUUAUUAUUAGUCCUAUCUCCGGACAGCUCUCUGUAACAAGACCUUUGGAUCGGGAGCAGAUUGCGAUUUUUCAUUUGAGGGCACACGCAGUGGAUGUAAAUGGAAACCAGGUGGAAAAUCCCAUAGACAUAGUGAUCAAUGUAAUAGAUAUGAAUGACAACAGACCAGAAUUCCUGCACCAAAUUUGGAAUGGGAGCAUUUCUGAAGGAUCAAAGCCAGGAUCUUAUGUAAUGACUCUCACUGCUAUUGAUGGUGAUGACUCCAAACAACCAAACGGUAUGCUGAGAUAUAAGAUUCUGUCCCAGACACCAGACAGCCCCUCCUCCAACAUGUUUACAAUCAACAAUGAGACCGGUGACAUUAUCACCUUGGCAGCAGGACUUGAUAGAGAGAAAGUGCAGCGAUAUACAUUAAUAAUUCAAGCCACAGACAUGGAAGGAAACCCAACAUAUGGUCUCUCAAACACAGCAACUGCUGUCAUUUCAGUGACAGAUGUCAAUGACAACCCUCCAGAGUUCACGUCAAUGACUUUUUACGGAGAAGUGCCUGAAAACCGAGUUGAUGUUGUUGUGGCCAAUCUAACGGUAACGGACAAGGACCAGCCACACACUAAUGCUUGGAACACGGUAUAUAGGAUUGUCAGUGGUGACGCAACAGGACGGUUUGCCAUAAGGACAGAUCCAAACAGUAAUGAUGGUUUGGUGACUGUUGUCAAACCAAUCGACUUUGAGAACAAUAGGAUGUUUGUUCUUACGGUUGCUGCAGAAAACCAAGUGCCUUUAAUCAAAGGCAUUCAUCAUCCGCCACAGUCAACAGCCACAGUCUCCAUUACUAUCAUAGAUGUCAAUGAGAGUCCCUACUUUUCUCCAAACCCUAAACUGGUGCGUCAGGAAGAAGGAUUGCUACCUGGAAAUAUACUUGUAACAUUCAAUGCUCAAGAUCCAGACCGUUAUAUGCAACAAACAAUUAGGUAUGCAAAACUUUCAGAUCCUGGAAACUGGCUUAAAAUUGAUCCUUUAAAUGGACAAAUUACUACCAUAGCUGUUUUGGACAGGGAGUCCAUGUAUGUAAAAAACAACAUGUACAAUGCAACUUUUCUGGCCUCAGACAGUGGUAUUCCUCCAAUGAGUGGCACAGGAACAUUGCAGAUAUAUUUGCUGGACGCAAAUGAUAACGCCCCUCAGGUCUUUCCAAAAGAAGUAGAAAUUUGUGAGCGACCAGAUCCAAACGCAAUUAACAUUACAGCAGUAGAUGCUGACAUAAACCCCAAUGCAGGACCUUUCAUCUUUGAACUACCAUACAGCCCAAUGGAUAUUAAGAAAAACUGGACUAUUACCCGACUCAAUGGUGACCACGCCCAGCUCAGUCUGAAGAUUGGAUUCCUCGAUGAUGGUAUCUAUAACAUUCCGAUUCAAAUCACAGAUUCAGGAAACCCCUCGAUGUCAAACACGUCAUACCUUCGGGUGAAAGUCUGCUCCUGUGACGCGAAUGGUUACUGCAGCGGUGUCGCCCCCAUCAUUGGGACUGGUCUGGGGACGGGAGCUAUUAUUGCAAUUCUUCUUUGCAUCAUCAUAUUGCUCACGCUAGUAUUAAUGUUUGUCGUAUGGAUGAAGCGUCGGGACAAGGAGAGACAAGCCAAACAGCUCCUUAUUGACCCAGAGGAUGAUGUCCGAGAUAACAUCUUGAAGUAUGAUGAAGAAGGCGGAGGCGAGGAAGACCAGGACUAUGAUUUAAGCCAGCUGCAGCAGCCCGACACAGUAGAACCAGACACAAUCAAACCUGCUGGGAUAAGACGUAUGGAUGAAAGACCAAUUCACGCAGAGCCUCAGUACCCUAUUAGAUCAGCUGCUCCUCAUCCUGGUGAUAUUGGAGACUUUAUAAAUGAGGGAUUGAAAGCAGCAGACAAUGACCCCACAGCUCCACCUUACGACUCUCUCUUAGUCUUUGACUAUGAAGGUAGUGGCUCCACAGCUGGGUCUCUAAGCUCCCUGAACUCAUCAAGUAGUGGUGGCGAGCAAGAUUAUGAUUACCUUAAUGACUGGGGUCCUCGCUUCAAGAAACUUGCUGACAUGUAUGGCGGAGGAGAUGAUUGAACUUUGGAUUGACCUUUCGUUUUUGUGGACAAGAACAAACAUUUGAACUGAUAUUCCCAAAAAGCGUAAAAGAAGCUUGGCUUUAACUUUGUAGUCUACUAGCACAAGUGCUUGUUUGAAAGCUUUGGCCUAGGCUGCAAACCAAUUUGGGCUCAGUGGGAAUAUCAGUCAUCCAAUACUGUUUGGAAAAAAUUGAUUGAGCUCAGUUACACUUGAAUUUUACAGUACAGAAGCACUGGGAUUUUAUGUGCCUUUUUGUACCUUUUUCAGAUCGGAUUUAGUUUUAUGUUCAACGCUUUAAUGGUACUGAUUUCUGAAAGGGUGAAAAGACAAGGUAUGUUGUGGGUGGGGUGGCGUAAGUAAUCAAGGAUUUUUUUCAUCACGCCUUUUUUUUUCUUUUUCUUUUUUACAUUGUGUUGCUUUUGUUAAAAUCUGAAAUUGAGAACAAAUUUCAUUAGAAUAACUUUAUUAGCUGCAAACAAAUCCACGUGAUUGACAUGUACAGUGCAUUAUUCCUAGUUUUAGAUGUUAGGAUUUUUUUCAUUGAAAGUCACAGAGUUUUGCAGUUGUUGCAGGAAAGGGGAGUAGUCAUAUUACCAGUUUCUAGCAUAACUAAGUUUAUUUUUUUUGUAGCAGGAUCGAUUUUUUUUCUUCUUUUCACAAGAUAGGCACAUUUUGGUCUUAAUCAAUGUACACUUUUUUCAUUUGGGUAUUUUUUCACUUCACUGUAAAAAUGGUAUGUGUACAUAAUGUUUUAUCAGCAUAGUCUAUACAGAAGUUUCCGAACUUCAGAACAUGUGUAUGUAUUAUUUGGACUAUGAAUUCAGGUUUUGCAUGGUUAUACCUUUUCUUUACGGAUAAAGUAUUUACGAAACAGGUGACAAACACAAUUAUGUUUAAUCAAACAAACUCUAGAUUCCGUACACUGAUUUUUUUUUUUUAUUAUUAUUAUUGCUUUGGGAGGGCGAAAACAAAACGUUCUUAGCACAAAUGUUUUACAUAAUUUGUACCAAAAAUAAAAAAACAACAACAGAUAGAGGCAAACUGACGUUGGUGACGCUACUAAUUCAUGUUUAAGGGGUUGGGAAGCAUUUAAACUGGAGAGUCUCUGACAACGGCUUUGCCUCUGUAUUGUGUACCAGAAUAUAAAUGAUGCACCUCUGACCCCACGUUCUGAAUAAAAUGCUAAUUUUGGA
Messenger RNA from Pseudophryne corroboree (corroboree frog), 4050 nucleotides. It is a transcript of the gene CDH2, whose product is annotated as cadherin 2. Bases 173 to 2854 code for a protein of 893 amino acids. The transcript has 16 exons. The record is from RefSeq and is a predicted model, not a curated record. Gene Ontology annotation, cellular component: adherens junction; plasma membrane; cytoplasm. Lineage: Eukaryota; Metazoa; Chordata; Amphibia; Anura; Myobatrachidae. Gene Ontology annotation, biological process: cell-cell junction assembly; adherens junction organization; multicellular organism development. Gene Ontology annotation, molecular function: calcium ion binding; cadherin binding.